Molecule: messenger RNA, 759 nt
Organism: Botrytis porri
Lineage: Eukaryota; Fungi; Ascomycota; Leotiomycetes; Helotiales; Sclerotiniaceae
Exons: 1
Coding region: 1-759 (252 amino acids)
Source: RefSeq, a predicted model, not a curated record
AUGAUCUCCCUAUGGCCUGCUAUGGAUGCUCAUAUGACGAGUAAUACCUAUAUUCUUCAAACAUCCUCACCUGUUCUCAGCUUUUUUGACUUACCCCUCAAAAUUCGCGACGACAUCUACCAUAAAGUGCUAGUUGUACCUCAUGGAAUAUAUUUUUUUCAGGUCUAUGAUGAUGCGGUCAAAACGGUGAUCCCAGAGAGGCCAGGCCGAUGGCUUGCAUCGCUGUACACCAAUCGAAAAAUGCGCGAGGAGGCUAGCGUUGUGUUUUAUGGACGAAAUCGUUUCGUCUUUAUGGAUACAAUGGGAUGUCAGACCAAACUCUUACAGUCCUUUCUACACCUCGUUGGACCGGUGAACGCAAUUCUUAUGUCUCAAAUCUGCAUUAGUUUUCCCUCUAUGGAGAACGUCAAAGACGGGCCAGCAGAAUAUGCGAUCAGUGAAGAUGAUGCAGAUAGUCUGAAGCUUCUUCGACAAUUCACCAAUCUGACAACUUUAGAAACUCUACUGUAUAGCUUCAACCCGAUAUGCAGAACGGAAGCGAAUCAGGAUGCUCACCACUCACAAUUUGUUCAAGGCGCGUGCUCGCUUGUUGAUACGCAACUGAGGAUCGCCAUACCAACACUGCGCAAAAUCGUCAUCGUGUUUCAUGAAAUGAUCCCGAAGAAUGAGAUGGUGGAUUUAAUGCACCGCUUUCGGUGGAUAAUCUGGCGAACUGAUAAGAAUGGUAUGGUUAUCAGGCGAAAUGAAGGAGAAUUAUGA